AUGGCGGCCUCGUCCGAAUCUGCAGCGGUAACUUUCGACUGUUUAAUGGCAGUGGGAUUCCUGCGCUCGUAUUCCUUGCUCAUCUUGCAUCCUCUCGAUCUCGACAUCGCCAAGGAGACAUAUCUGGUGCCAAAAGACAUAGACUGGGUGCAGUGGUCCAAAUUCAUUUGCCACUUCCGGCAAAUUAGAGACGAGGAUGUCGCUAGACGUUACCACUAUGGACAGCUGCGCCUUUCGCGACUCAAUUGGCUCGUCCGAGUCUUCCGUCCCCAGCACGCCCAUAAUAUGUGGUUCUACGAGCUCCCACACUCGUCCAUUAGCGAUUUCGUGGCGGACUAUACCUUUCCUAUUGUCUUUAUCUUUGCUACUCUCUCGCUCGUCCUUUCGUCCAUGCAGGUAGUUCUUUCGGUACCUACAGAGUUGUUAUGGUUCGAAGAACGUAGCAAUGAUCUACAAGGAAUAGGCCGUACAUUCUGGGUAUUCUCCAUCGCGGUCGUGCUAUUGUGGGCACUCGUUUGUCUCCUCCUCUUGGGCAUCCCCGUCCUUGUUCUGGGAUGGCAAUUGUCGUGGGGCUACAAGCAUCGAAUCAAGUCUAAUGUGAAGGCGAAGGGAAUAGUCUAA
Molecule: messenger RNA, 621 nt
Organism: Glarea lozoyensis ATCC 20868
Lineage: Eukaryota; Fungi; Ascomycota; Leotiomycetes; Helotiales; Helotiaceae
Exons: 1
Coding region: 1-621 (206 amino acids)
Source: RefSeq, a predicted model, not a curated record